Messenger RNA from Rhodamnia argentea, 2320 nucleotides. Its product is annotated as probable folate-biopterin transporter 2. The coding region runs from base 552 to 2063 and encodes 503 amino acids. Lineage: Eukaryota; Viridiplantae; Streptophyta; Magnoliopsida; Myrtales; Myrtaceae. The record is from RefSeq and is a predicted model, not a curated record. The transcript is spliced from 5 exons.
AUUCUCUUCGAGAAAGGAUUUCGACCAUUCGGUGGGCCAACGUUUUAGCAACUAACCCUUGGGCCCUUAUCAUGAUCUUUACCGGUGUCGUUAACGACGGAGAAGAUAAUCCAAGUCGCGAAGCCGCGGCAAAAAACGUCUACCUUCGUUGUUUCGUUUGGUGGAGAGAUUGGUCAAAACUCGAACCGGGUGAUGCAGACAGGAACUACCCAGAUCAAGAAACCUUGCAUUGGUUACUACCAACGACUCGCCUUCGAUUGGUGAGCAGGGGAUUUUGCGAUAACUGCGCUUCCAUUUGCAGUGUCUUGGUACAGAUCGAGAACAAGUAGCGUCGUCCGGAGCUCUAUCUUGGAUCGGCUUCCAUUCUUUGGAACGCCGAUAUAGCAUCUUUGUGUGGAUACCCAGAACAAUAUAAGCGAAGAUUUUCCCGGAAAAGUGGAGACGCUUCCGGGAAAGUAUCCAUCUGGGUUCAGGUCAACUGGUCAACUGAGGUGAUUCCAUUUGAAAAGGGUCAUUUUCGGUUCAAAAGAAGGGGAAGUUUGGCCGCUGUUAUGGUGGAGCGAGAUGAUGUUUUGGCCCCUGGAGAGGAGGAGGAAGUGGAGGCUAUGGAGGAGGAACCAGAAGUACCCGAGCAGAGGGCGCGCGGCUGCUUCGGUGCCCCUAUCCAGUGGCUGAGAAUGCUGGCGGCGGAGAUGCAUUGGAGCUUCGUGUUGGGGGUGGUGUUCGUGUACGGCAUAAGCCAGGGGCUAGGCGGUGCUCUGUCCCGGGUUGCGACGGAGUACUACAUGAAGGAUGUCCAGAAAGUUCAGCCAUCGGAGGCUCAGAUUUAUUCUGGGAUCAUGAAAAUUCCUUGGAUCAUCAAGCCGCUUUGGGGGCUUCUGACCGAUGUUGUCCCGGUCGGCGGGUACCGGAGGCGCCCCUAUUUUGUUUGCGCAGGUUUUCUCAGUGUAUUCUCCAUGUUCGUGCUGUCAUUCUACAAGGUGCACCUUGUUCUUGCCCUAGUGCUAUUGACAGCAGGAAGUGCAGGUGUUGCGAUAGCAGAUGUCACCAUUGAUGCUUGUGUGGCACAAAACAGCAUCAGCCAUCCCUCUCUGGCAGCUGACAUGCAAAGCCUGUGUGCUUUGAGUGCUUCGAUUGGAGGACUUGUGGGUUUUGUCAUUAGCGGUAUCCUUGUUCACCUAAUUGGUCCAAUGGGGGUAUAUGGUCUUCUGACCGUACCGGCUGGCCUUGUGCUUUUACUGGGAUUCAUACUCGAUGAGCCUCAUUUACCAAAUUUUGAUUACAGACAGGUCAACCGGAAGUUCUUUUAUGCUGGGAAGGCAAUGUGUACGACUUUGAAAAUUCCAGCUGUUUGGAGACCAUGCUUGUACAUGUAUACAUCGCUUACAUUGAGCUUGAAUAUUUUCGAUGGGAUGUUCUAUUGGUACACCGAUGCAAAGGGAGGUCCAUUGCUCUCUAAGGAGGCUGUCGGUUAUUUGUUCUCAAUUGGCUCAGUUGGCUCACUCCUUGGAGCACUACUAUACCAGCACAGUCUUAGGGAUCAUCCGUUCCGAGACUUGCUGUUUUGGACCCAGUUGUGCUUUGGUCUAUCAGGAAUGCUAGACCUAGUCCUGGUUCUGCGACUGAACUUGAAGGUCGGCAUGCCGGACUAUUUCUUCGCCGUGAUCGAUGAGUGGGUGUCCCAGAUGAUCUCAAGACUGAAGUGGAUGCCUCUGCUUGUACUCAGUUCGAAGCUGUGCCCCUCCGGCAUAGAAGGGACUUUUUUCGCCCUGCUCAUGUCAAUCGACAAUGUCGGAAUUCUCUCGUCAUCAUGGGGAGGGGGAUUUCUACUUCACUUACUUAGGGUUACCCGGACCCAAUUCGAAAAUUUGUGGUUGGCUGUCUUGAUACGAAACAUACUACGCAUUUCUCCUCUCUGUCUGCUGUUCCUGAUUCCGAGAGGCGAUCCGAAGUCUACCAUUCUUCCGAGCGAAGUACUGGCGUCUGAAGAGGACGCGGAAGCUCUGGAACCCGAGAAAAUUGAAUUGGUUUCCCUUGUUAAAAGCACUGAUAAUAGAAGAUGAUUUUAGAGUGGGGGCAUUGGAAUCAGUCACUUGCCAUUCCUUAGAAGAGGACAUCGAGAGAAAAACUAAGUUAAAACGUCUCCACGGAUACAAAGGGACUGGGCAAGGAAGUUCUUGUUGUAUAUUGAUUCUUGACUGUACUUUACAUCACAACAGGUUACAUUUGGAUAGACAUUUGUGUGUUCUCAUUGUGGGUGUACUCACGGGAGCAGCCAAUCAAUGGAAAGAGCAAAUAUUUUCGAAGGUUGUGUUUGUUU